Molecule: messenger RNA, 1782 nt
Organism: Liolophura sinensis
Lineage: Eukaryota; Metazoa; Mollusca; Polyplacophora; Chitonida; Chitonidae
Product: leucine-rich repeat-containing protein 74B-like
Exons: 12
Coding region: 1-1782 (593 amino acids)
Molecular function (GO): calcium ion binding; protein binding
Source: RefSeq, a predicted model, not a curated record
AUGUCGGUCGCUUCAGAAACUCCAAAUCUGGAACCAAUUCCAGCUGUGCCACCAACUCCCAACGAUGACGUCAUGGCAGACGAUGAGGGGGACGUCAGCCUACCUCCACACUCCGCAAACAGUCGACCGACAUCAGCUAACAGCAGAUUAUCUGGUCGAAGCAGACGCGCACCUAACAAUCGCCAGAGUGCUAGAUUUAAGCGAACUCCAAUUCAGGACAAACUGUUGUUGACUGAACUAGUGGACUCUGACAAUGAAGACGAUGUUUUGUUUUCACAAGAUCAUUUAAGUUCAUGCGGGUCAGAGAGAAUACGUCACAGUGACGUCACCAAUGGAAAGGAUGACGUGGAUGGAUACGAGGAGGAAGAUCGAGGUGCCAACUCUGAUGAAACUGAGCUUGAUGUUGAUAUUGAUGGUCUGUUAUACCCCGACCGAGUGAUACACGAUACAUCUGGUCGGACAGAGUACUUACGAGCCUGCAGCAGAGAGGACACUACACCCAUAUCCAUGUUCUUAAGAAACCUCAGGGAAAAGGAGUUUGUGUUAAAGUAUCGUGGGCUUGGAUCAAAUGGCACGAAAGCACUCUCUAUACCGCUCGAGAGUAAUACAACAAUAGAACGCCUUGACCUGGAAGGGAACUUCAUAGAUUCUCAAGGGGCUAUGCAUUUGGCGAAUAUGCUGAAGGAAAACUAUUACAUUUCAGAACUGCUUCUAGCCGAAAACAGCAUCGGCAAGUCCGGAGUUAAAGCGUUAUGUCAAGUUCUACAGGAUAACAACACAGUGCUGAAACUUGAUCUCUCUGGGAACUGCAUAGUGGACGAGGCUGUGGUUAUGCUUUAUGAUAUGCUAAAGAAAAACAGUACUCUUAAGCAUUUGGUUUUGAGUCAUAACGAGAUACAAGAUUCUGGUGCUCGACUCUUCAAAGAUGUACUCGCAGAUAACGAAUCACUGGAGUUGCUGGACCUGAGCUGGAACCGGAUACGGACUCAGGGAGCGAUCUGGUUGGCUGAGGGAAUUCAGGAAAAUAUUGGAUUGAAAUAUUUCAACCUAUCGAUGAACGGCAUGGGGCUGGACGGCUCGUGUGAGAUGGGCAAAGCACUGAAGCAAAACCGCUCCUUGCUGGAACUUGAUAUUAGCUACAACCGUCUUCCACAAGAGGGCAUCUCGUGCAUAGCUUCCGGUGUGCAGGCGAACGACACCUUACGGACCUUAAAGGCUGGUUCCAACCCCAUAGGGGAAGAAGGAGCGAUGGCGUUAUUGGUGGCAGUAGACCGCAAUGAUUGUACGGCUUUGACCUUCCUAGAUCUGACAAACAUUAUUGUGACUGGGGCGUUCGAGGAAAUGCGAAUUCGGAUGCAAAAGGAAAAACAGCUGCAAGUGGUUCAUGGGGGCGUGGUCGGUUCGAUUGACACGUGUCAGCCAGUUGAUCUCAACGAUACCGUGGACUCUAUAGACCCCAUGGGGGCCUUCAGGCGUGAUCCCAUGACCAAACUGAAACAAUACGUGCAGGAGGCUGGACUUCGGAUGCUGGAUCUGUUCAAACAGUUCGAUAAGGACCAGAGCAUGACAGUUAGUCGUGAAGAGUUUGUUAAAGGAAUAACGAAAGCUAAAAUUGGCUUAAACGAUGAACAAAUCCAAAUUUUGCUGAACAAAAUGGACAAAGACCACGAUGGAGAAAUUGAUUUCGGAGAGUUGGUGUACAGUGACAAGGAAUUCCGAGAAAUGCAGAGAAACGCUCUGAAGAUGCAAGAAAAGCUAGACGCUAAAAAAUCGCCACACUGA